ACCCUUGAGCUGGAGUAUCUUCGCCUACGAAUACCGAAUGAAAACAUCGUUGUUUUUGGCGAGAAGCGCAAACUUGCAGGAUCAUUAAUAACAUCUUGCUAUUCUAACUUCAGCAAUAUCAUGAGUCGAACCAAGAUAAUCACUAGGAAAUCGGGUCCUAAGACUCUAUUACCGAAAAAAAAGUCUCUGUCCACGACGUCAACUUUACUGGAAAAUGACACCAGCUUAUCAAUUGAAAAAGAUGUAGUCAAAUUAGAUAAAUUCGACUGCCUCCCUGAUGUGUCUUCCGACCCAACAUGCGAUAAGGUUUUGCAGGAGGAAGAAGAAAAGGCACGCUGUGCCAAUGAUCGUGCCGAACUUCAAAGACACAAGACCCUUGCCGGCAAGAGGAAAGCACUCCGGAAUGAGAAUAAAGCAGAGAGAGAAAUUAAGGCUAAACAGCUAGACGAUCUUCUCACCAAUUGCGCCAGGUUUUCCGAUAUUCUAACAAAGAAGACUGAAGUUUUGGGGCGCGCAGGCUGUGGUUUAGAUGGAAAGACAUUGGGAGAGCAUAAUCUUGAGAUGGCAACACAACCAAAGUGUAUGAUUGGAGGUCAGAUGAGAGAUUAUCAGCUCGAAGGGCUAACUUGGAUGUUCGAAAUCUGUCUCCAGGGCAUGUCUGGUAUUCUAGCCGACGAAAUGGGCCUUGGAAAAACUAUUCAGACAAUAUCUUUGCUCGCCAAGUUUCGAGAGGAAGCGAAUUACAUGGGACCACAUUUAGUUGUUGCUCCCCUUAGUACACUUUCAAACUGGCAAGAAGAGUUCAAAAAAUGGGUUCCGAGUGUACCAGUAGCUUUUUAUCACGGAGUUCCUAGUCAGAGAAAAGAAAUAUUUCAAAAAAAGCUACAAAAAAACUUCGUUGGAGGUCGGGCCAACGAAAAAUUUCCCGUUGUUCUCACAACUCCUGAGAUUGUGAUAAGAGACGCCUCAGAUUUGUCCAGGAUUAAUUGGGAGAUAAUAAUUAUUGAUGAGGGUCAUCGAUUGAAGAAUUCCGAAUCAAAAUUAUUUCGCAUACUUCGCAACUUCACAUCAGUUACUCGGUUUCUAAUCACCGGCACACCUUUGCAAAAUAAUCUAAAAGAGUUGUGGUCACUCUUAAAUUUUAUAUUGCCGAACAUCUUUGCCAAUUGGGAGCAAUUCGAGUCCUGGUUCGAUUUCAGCGAUCUACAAGAUGAAGAAGGAACGGAAGAAUUUAUACAGGACCAAAUGAAGCAAGAUCUCGUAAGAAAGAUUCAUCUCAUUCUUCAGCCUCUAUUGCUACGCCGUAUUAAAGCAGAUGUUGAGCACUUACUACCGAGAAAAAGAGAGUACAUCUUAUAUGCUCCUAUGACAAAGCAACAAAUAGAACUAUACAAUAUCAUAAGCAACAAAUCAACUGACACUCGGGAAUACCUUGAAUCAAAAGUAGUAGAACGCUUAGAAAAGCACCACAAAAAGUCCUCUCCAGUACGAGAAACUAACCAGACAACCCCCAAGGUCGAAAUCGUAACCAAAAAGAAUAAAGCCUCUGCAGAGAUAUUUGCGGGAAAAGGUGAUGAAACCCGCGAGCCCAUCUACAAGAAAGGCUCGAUUCAACACAUGCUGUUGGGUAGGAAGCGGAAGGCCCAAGAAUCAAUUUCGCUACCAGCCAAAAGGGUAGCGAAAUCAGAUCCCUCACCUUCCCCGACCUUUCCCAAAAGAGCUCAGAGGACCAGAAAGAAAGUAGAAUAUAUCGAAGCGCCUAUGUAUGAGGAGGAAUCACUAAGUGAUGGCGAGUUUGAGGCCAAAUUAGCUCAAGAAAUGUCAAUGGCAGAUAAAGCAUCCACUAUCAGCGAAAACACCGAAGUGACGGAAAGAAGCAAGAUAACAGAAAUAGCAAAACGAGAAAUUUCUAUCAAGAAACUUGGAAACCCACUUAUGCAACUACGACUCACAUGUAACUCUCCUCACAAUUUUUAUAAAGCAUGGAAUACCGAUGAUGGACAGGAUAUAGAUGAAACGAUAGUCAACUCGUCGGGCAAGAUGCUCUUACUUGAUCGUUUAAUCCCGGAACUUUUUAAGCGAGGUAGCAAGGUUCUUGUAUUUUCUCAAUUUAAGACACAGCUUGAUAUCUUAGAAGAUUAUGCGCAAUAUUUGCGCAACUGGAAGCUAUGUCGGAUCGAUGGAAGUGUUGCUCAAGAAGACAGGCAACAACAGAUCAACUUGUUCAACAACGACCCAGAGUACAAGCUUUUCCUACUCAGCACACACGCCGGUGGACAAGGAAUCAAUCUGACGAGUGCGGACACAGUGAUUUUGUACGACAGUGACUGGAACCCUCAGCAAGACCUUCAGGCACAGGAUCGUGUACACAGAAUUGGCCAAAAAAAACCUGUUAUUAUUUAUCGUCUAGCUACUCGAGGUACUGUGGAAGAAGCCCUUCUCCUCUCUGCAGAUGCCAAGCGUCGAUUGGAAAAACUAGUCAUCAAAAAGAGGGGUCUUGUAAACAUGAGCACAAAGUCUGAUGCAGAUGAGAGACUCUCGUCAGCGGAAAUGAAAGCUCUCCUCCUCAAAGACGGACAAGCUUAUCAGUACCGUGGUGGCGAACAAAUCCUCAGCGAAGCAGAUCUUGCCAUACUAUGUGAUCGUAGCGAAACAGCUUACAGUCGGGCCGAAGAAGGACGUGAUAGCAGUGAAGGAUUCAUGGUCGUCGCAACUCGCGCUAGUGGUAUCAUUUCUAUUGCGGAGCAGAACAAGCUACCUAAGUAA
Molecule: messenger RNA, 2766 nt
Organism: Blumeria graminis f. sp. triticale
Lineage: Eukaryota; Fungi; Ascomycota; Leotiomycetes; Helotiales; Erysiphaceae
Source: the annotation of a GenBank genome assembly